Zootermopsis nevadensis is the source of this 2387-nucleotide messenger RNA. The record is from RefSeq and is a predicted model, not a curated record. Lineage: Eukaryota; Metazoa; Arthropoda; Insecta; Blattodea; Termopsidae.
CCGUGCUGUUUGAAAACAAAAUGAGUGAUGGUUGCAGUAGGUUAGAAUGGAUGAAUAGAACGUUUAUCCAUUACUUUUGUGCGCGGUUCUAAUUUAUGUUACCGAUUUUUUGGAGGAAGUUAGUGAGUGCUUUGUAUAACACCGAAACAGAUGUCCGUCAUAAUUUGCAGUUUUAUGUUAACCGAAACUAGUAUCUGAGUUUCGAAAUCCUAACCUUGAAUCUGCCUGUCAUCAGUUGGUGCUUUUAUCAGACACAGUAUAUUUUGAAUGAUACAUUCAGUUUAACAUUUAAUUUUCCCAGUGUAGUUUGAAAGACAUAUACGUGCUUUUUGGGCUUGAAAUUAUUGAGCCAUGAAUUUGAUAGAUAAUGAAGGAGGCAUAUUCGUGUCUUAUAUAUAUAAUAAGGAGAUACUCUUGUAAAAGUCAGUAAAUUAUUCGAUGGAUACGUCUUAUCUAGUUGCAGAAGAAGUAGGGAUUCAUCCAAAGUAUAUUAAAUCUACAUCCACAAAGGAUAGAGUUGUGAUAGUUGUCCACAAGACCUGGAUAAAGUCAUUGUUGAAGACUCAUCAGAUUCCUGAAUUUAUUUAUCAUGAAUCACUUAAUGCAGAUGAGGUGGAAUUAUGUCUGCAUCAGGGUGAAGAAUUGGGUUCAUCAUGGCAGAAGCUAUUUGUCAGAGUAUUAUUAAAGAAGCAUAGGAAAGUUAUCCCAUUACCCCGACCCAGAGUUGUUUCAUCAAAAACAGAGUCUGACCUUUCUUUUGCUCAGCUACUACAUUAUGUAUCACAAACCAAUCACAAGAAUCUUUGGAAAGAAGCUUUCAAGAAAUACCUCAGUGGCAACAUAUCCAAUGAUGGGAAAGGAAGCCCAAAUAUCAGUCUUGUUAAAUACAAUACAGUGAUGCGAGAUAUCAUCACUCGUACAUUUGGCUGCCCCUUGAUAAAUGUGAACCCUGGAAUUAUCAAUGCAACUUCCACUGAUGUGAAAGGGAAAAUGUAUGAUGCUCACUGUAAUAUAUUACCAGCCUUGUGUGCACUGGAAUUGAACAGUUACUUCUUAAUCAUCCAGCAACCACAUAUCUGCCACACACUCCAAGACUGUGUAACCUUCAGCCCAGCUGUGUUGGGCACUUCUCAUGCUAAGCCUCUGUUUGUUAUCUAUCAGCUUCUUCAGUCCAUGAGGGCUAUGCAUGACCGAGGGUUAGUCCUUGGAGAUGUUACCCUAAGUGACAUCUUGGUUACCGAGAAUUUGUGGAUACAGAUAUUUCCACAGUUGGAAGACAAUAUCCAUGAUAAACCAAAGGCUGAAAGGAAAAGAGCCCCUAGUAAUUGCAUGGAGACAUUUUCCAAAACAAGGGACCAAACAAAAGAUGAAGAAGCUGAGGAGGAAGAAAGGGAAAAUCCUGGUGACUUGAAUGAGGUAUUAAAAGUAAAGUGUACUUAUUGCGAUUUGUCUUUGAAGAGACAUCUAAAUGAAUCAAAUUCUGAUUCCUCUCCUGUGAAAUCACUGGACCACACUCAAGAGGUAUUAUAUGCAGACAGACAAGAUUUUCAUUUUUCGGUAAAAACUGACAGACAUUCCAAGGCUGAAUUGGAAGCAGGAUGGAGCACCUUAAGUAAUUCUCAGAAGGACACGAAAACAUUAGAUGACAUACGUAGCAGUUACCUGAGGACUCUUGGCGUUAUUCCAGGAAACCACAGACUAUCUCAGAACAAAUUAGAGGACAGUAAAGUACAGGUUUGUGGUAGUGCAGUUGAGGUGAGUGAAGUGGCAGGUUUGGAACAGCUGUGCAAAAUGUGGGUGUAUGGUCAACUGUCCAACUUUGACUACCUCACAGCUCUCAACUGUCUUGCUGGACGGAGAUAUGGUGACCCUACGUGCCAUCAUGUCAUGCCUUGGGUCACUGACUUCUCUUCGUGUUCUGGGUCCAACUGGCGGGAUCUGUCAAGAUCUAAGUUCCGUCUUAAUAAAGGAGAUCGCCAGUUAGAUCUCACAUAUGACGCAGCUGCAGGAGCAUCUCAGGUUCCACAUCAUGUGUCAGAUGUUCUUUCUGAAAUAACAUACUAUGUAUACAUGUCACGUCGAACACCACGAUCAGUGCUGUGUAAGUAUGUUCGUGCAAACUGGGUACCAGCUGAGUAUCCAUCGUCUAUUCAACGCUUGCAGGAGUGGACACCUGAUGAAUGCAUUCCAGAGUUUUUUACUGACCCUGCAGUAUUUGAGUCUGUACAUGAGGAUUUGCCUGAUCUUGAGAUUCCGCAAUGGGCCACAUCUACACAGGACUUCAUUGACAAACAUUUGGAAGCUCUGGAGAGUAUGUAUGUUUCUGAAAGACUGCAUCACUGGAUAGACCUUACAUUUGGCUACAAGUGAGUAAACUCUCAUCAGGU